CAAUUAAUGUCCCUCAACUAAUAUGGCUGUCUUUAUAAAGCACUUUAGGCUUAAUUCUUUGCUGACCAGUGGCAGUAGCUGCAGUGGUAAUUGGAUAUAUGCUAGAAUAUUAGUAGAGAGAUCUCCUGGGAGUCUUAAAUCAUUAUUAGCAGCUCCCGGAGCAGUACUGUCACCUCAUAUUAGGAGAGACUAUUCUACAGAGGUGAAGAAAUCAGGUGACAAGGAGCAGCAGACCAGCAGUGGGUCUGUUCUAAUGGAAGUAUUAUCCAAAGAAGAACCAAAGGAGCUGACUGUUGGAGCUAAAGUUGUACGGGCUGGGAAGGAUUUUACUUACCUUAUAGCCAUUUUCGCUGGAUUUGGUCUAAUGGGUUUCCUGUUCUAUUCUGUCGGCAGUGAGUUCUUCAGUUCUGCUAGUCCUUCGUCAAUAUUCUCAAAAGCACUCAAAAGAGUCAAAGCUGACGAGAGUGUAAAGGCUGCAUUGGGUGAGCCUAUUACUGGCCAUGGCGAAGAGUCAGGGAGAGGAAGGAGAAAACAAUUAAAUUACUUAGAGUAUGAGGUAGACGGCGUUACUUAUAUGAGAAUGAAGUUCCACGUGUCAGGGAGCAAGAGGAAAGGAGAGACAGUCUUAGAACUAAAGAAAAAUGAAGCUGGGAAGUAUGCAUUGAGAUUCAUGUUUGUCGAAUUGGCUGGAUAUCCACCACAAACUAUCAUACUGGAGGAUAAUCGAUAAUAUAUCAUAGCUAUUUUUCAUUUAGAUGUAUACAUUGUAUGAUAAUAAGUAAGUUUGAGAUGAUAGAAACUUUUGAGUAA
Messenger RNA from Amphimedon queenslandica, 810 nucleotides. RefSeq names its product mitochondrial import inner membrane translocase subunit Tim21-like. The transcript is spliced from 5 exons. The coding region runs from base 23 to 730 and encodes 235 amino acids. Lineage: Eukaryota; Metazoa; Porifera; Demospongiae; Haplosclerida; Niphatidae. Gene Ontology annotation, cellular component: TIM23 mitochondrial import inner membrane translocase complex. Gene Ontology annotation, biological process: protein import into mitochondrial matrix. The record is from RefSeq and is a predicted model, not a curated record.